AACCAUUAUGUCAGGCAUGUGAGCAGCUCAAAUACAAAGUCCCAACAGAGAUCCAAGCUGAAGCCAUUCCAUGGGCGUUACAAGGUCGAGACAUAAUUGGUUUGGCACAGACUGGAUCAGGCAAAACCGCCGCUUUUGCCUUGCCCAUCCUUCAAGCAUUAUGGGAGGCACCACAGGGCCUAUUUUCUUGCGUUCUGGCUCCAACGAGAGAAUUAGCAUACCAAAUAUCCGAAUCAUUUGAAUCUUUGGGUUCUAUAAUUGGUGUUCGAUGUGCUGUUAUAAUUGGUGGAAUGGAUAUGAUGUCACAAGCAAUUGCUCUGUCCAAAAAACCCCAUAUUAUUAUAGCUACUCCUGGGAGAUUACAUGAUCAUUUGGAAAACACAAAAGGAUUUAGUUUGAGAAACUUGAAAUAUUUGGUUAUGGACGAAGCUGAUAAAUUAUUAGAUAUGGAUUUUGGACCAGUUAUUGAUAAAAUUUUAAAAGUGAUCCCUAAAGAACGUCAUACUUAUCUCUUUUCUGCUACCAUGACAACUAAAGUGGCAAAAUUACAACGUGCUUCUCUAAGUAAUCCGGUCAAGGUUGAAGUUUCUUCAAAAUAUUCAACCGUAUCAACUUUACUGCAAUAUUAUCUAUUUUUUCCUCUUAAACAUAAAGACUGUUACCUUGUAUACCUAUGUAACGAACUUGCAGGAAACUCUAUAAUAAUAUUCACCAGGACGUGUAAUGACACACAGCGCCUUGCGUUAUUAUUAAGGAACCUUGGGUUUCCUGCGAUUCCUUUACAUGGGCAAUUAUCGCAAUCUAAAAGAUUAGGUUCUUUAAAUAAAUUUAAAGCCGGGAAUAGAAAUAUUUUAGUGGCUACCGACGUUGCUAGCAGAGGUCUGGAUAUACCACUCGUAGACGUGGUAAUUAAUUAUGACAUUCCAUUUAAUAGCAAAGAUUAUAUCCAUAGGGUAGGACGAACAGCUCGUGCAGGAAGAUCCGGUAAAUCCAUCACUUUGGUUACUCAAUAUGACGUAGAGUUCUAUCAACGUAUUGAACAAGUGAUCGGAAAGCAGAUGGAACUAUUUCCAAUCGGUAGUAAAGAAGACGUUUUGCUGCUUCAAGAACGUGUUUCUGAGGCACAGAGAAUUGCUACUUUAGAAAUGAAGGAAGAACAGCAACAAAAGAAAGGAAACAAAAGAGUUAAAAGUGAAGGAAAUGAUGAUUAUAAAGAUAGGGAAGAUAGAGAUCUUGUCGUGUCUAAUAAGUUGAGUAAAAAAGCAAAGAGAGUCAGGAGAUAA
Racocetra persica is the source of this 1283-nucleotide messenger RNA. Lineage: Eukaryota; Fungi; Glomeromycota; Glomeromycetes; Diversisporales; Gigasporaceae. The record is from the annotation of a GenBank genome assembly.